This is a messenger RNA of Charadrius vociferus (killdeer), 1983 nucleotides long. Its product is annotated as acyl-coenzyme A synthetase ACSM3, mitochondrial-like. The transcript has 13 exons. The coding region runs from base 1 to 1743 and encodes 580 amino acids. NCBI's taxonomy places the organism in Eukaryota, Metazoa, Chordata, Aves, Charadriiformes, Charadriidae. The record is from RefSeq and is a predicted model, not a curated record. Gene Ontology annotation, cellular component: mitochondrial matrix. Gene Ontology annotation, biological process: acyl-CoA metabolic process; fatty acid biosynthetic process. Gene Ontology annotation, molecular function: fatty-acyl-CoA synthase activity; fatty acid ligase activity.
AUGAGAACAUUUAUUAAAUCAUGGAUUCCUCAGUGUUUGCGGAUUCUCAGGUCGCCUUGCAGAUUAUUCCAUGGAUGCAACAGGGUUCUUACAUCUCAGAUUAUUUCACAUUAUGACUCUAUAAACCAGUGUAAAAAGGAACUGCCAGAAUAUUUCAACUUCGCAAAUGAUGUCUUAGAUGAGUGGUCACAACUGGAAAAGGAUGGAAGACGACCAGCAAAUCCAGCUUUUUGGUGGGUAAAUGAUGAGGGAGAGGAAGUGAAAUGGACCUUUGAAGAGUUGGGAAUUCUGUCCAGGAAAGCAGCUAAUAUACUGUCCGAGGCAUGUGGUUUACAGCGAGGAGACAGGGUUAUAGCAGUUCUGCCUCGUGUUCCUGAAUGGUGGCUACUGAAUGUAGCCUGUAUCCGAACAGGAAUUGUCUUUAUUCCAGGAACAUCCCAAUUAACAGCCAAAGACAUCUUAUACCGACUCCAGGCUUCGAAGGCCAAGUGCAUCAUUACCAAUGAUACACUGGCACCUGCAGUGGAAUCUGUCAUGCCUGACUGCCAGUUUCUGAAAAGCAAACUAAUUGUAGCCAAAGGGAGCAGAGAUGGGUGGCUGAACCUCAAAGAACUCUUUGCGGUGGCAUCUGCUGACCAUAAAUGUGUCAAGACAAGGAGUCAAGACCCAAUGCUGAUCUAUUUUACUAGUGGAAGUACAGGCUCUCCAAAAAUGGUGGUGCAGUCCCACAGCAGUUACGGCAUCGGAUUUGCAACCAGUGCCAGGUACUGGAUGGACUUGACUCCUUCAGAUAUAAUGUGGAAUACCGCUGAUACUGGCUGGGUAAAAUCAGCUUGGAGCAGUGUUUUUGCACCAUGGAUCUGUGGAUCGUGUGUCUUUGUACACAAUAUGCCACAGUUUAAGCCAGCAGUUAUUGCAGAGACUCUCUCAAGAUACCCCAUCACUGCCUUUUGCACUGCUCCCACUGCCUUUCGCAUGCUGGUCCAACAUGAUUUGAGCAGCUACAAGUUCAUGAGUCUGAAACGCUGUUUGUCUGGAGGGGAACCACUCAAUCCUGAAGUGAUGGCAAAGUGGAAAAUCCAGACAGGGCUGGAUAUCCAUGAAGGUUAUGGCCAGACUGAAACGGUAACAAUAUGUGCCAAUAUGAAAGGAAUGGAAAUUAAACCUGGCUCUUUGGGAAAAGCUGUUCCCCCUUAUGAUGUGCAGAUCAUAGAUGACCAUGGGGCUAUUCUGCCUAGGGGAGAAGAAGGCCACAUUGGUGUCCGAAUUAAACCAAUGCGACCAUUCUGUCUGUUCUCCGAGUACUUGGAUAAUCCAGAGAAAACUGCUGCUUCUGUGUGUGGAAAUUUUUAUGUCACUGGGGACAGAGGGAUUAUGGAUGAAGAAGGAUAUGUCUCGUUUGUUGGAAGAUCUGAUGAUAUAAUUAAUUCUUCUGGGUAUCGUAUUGGCCCAUUUGAAGUUGAAAGUGCAUUAAUACAACACCCUGCAGUCUCAGAGUCAGCUGUUGUCAGCAGUCCUGAUCCAAUUCGAGGGGAGGUAGUCAAAGCCUUCAUUGUUUUAGCUCCUGCUUUUGUAUCACACGAUCCAGAAAAAUUAACUCAUGAGCUUCAGCAACAUGUCAAGAAGGUGACUGCACCUUACAAGUAUCCGAGGAAGGUGGAGUUUGUUCAGGAUCUGCCAAAGACGGCUACUGGGAAAAUCCAGAGAAAGGUUCUGAGGAACAAAGAGUGGGGAAGAGUAUAACAUGAUCUGGAAACUGAGGAGAGAAAAUUUCCAUCAUCCACACCAGCCAUAGCACAUCACAGUUGGCAUGUGGUCAUGUCCCAGAGCACUAGGAGAACAUAUGGAAAAACAAGCUACGGGGGAAAAAAAGGAGAUAACACUCUUAUGGCUUGAGGAUGUGUGGUAUUAGAACCACUUUUGCCAUCGACCUACAAAUUUUCAGAAGGGAGAAGGUGCAAGUAAUUAAGAAUGAGGAAUGGG